Messenger RNA from Sphaerodactylus townsendi, 2664 nucleotides. It is a transcript of the gene OGFOD1, whose product is annotated as 2-oxoglutarate and iron dependent oxygenase domain containing 1. Lineage: Eukaryota; Metazoa; Chordata; Lepidosauria; Squamata; Sphaerodactylidae. Gene Ontology annotation, cellular component: cytoplasm. Gene Ontology annotation, biological process: regulation of translational termination; peptidyl-proline hydroxylation. Gene Ontology annotation, molecular function: iron ion binding; L-ascorbic acid binding; peptidyl-proline dioxygenase activity. The record is from RefSeq and is a predicted model, not a curated record. The transcript has 13 exons. The coding region runs from base 334 to 1968 and encodes 544 amino acids.
UAUCGAACAUAUGCGGAAGAGGCGGUGACUGGUCGCUUUAGUUCAGGGGUGGCCAACCUAUGGCAUUCCAGUUGUUCAUGGACUACCAUUCCCAUCAGCCCCUGCCAGCAUGGCCAAUAAUUCUGUCUUUAUGGUGCUUCCCACCGUUAGUCAUUAGGAAAAGCAUAUGGAAAAACCUGUAGAUACCAUAGAACAGGAAGCCUUUUCCGGCCCCUGGUUCCGAUCCAUCAUCCCAUAUCCGUUUUUAUGAUUGGAUAACCUAUUUGGGCCGGCUCUUGCUUCGCGAAGCAUGAUGGGACUUGGUUCCCAGAAGGAGGGGUGCACGAGGAUAAAAUGAUGAGAAGGAGGCGGGGAUCUCCCGUCCUGGUUAGCGGAGGGUCCGUCUCCUCGCCUAGGGCAGCUGCGAGAAAGAAGCCCCGCAAGCGGGAGUUGCGCGCAGAGUUUUCGGCUGCCCUGAAGGAGCCUCUCACGAGGGAGAAAGUGGCUGCCUCCUGGGCCCGCAGGGAAGGCCUCCAGCACGAGGCCAUUGUGUUGGAUCCUGUUCCCUUCUGCCACUGUGUCAUCCCAAACUUCAUCCAAAAUGAGAGUUUCCUAGAAGGACUGCAGAAAGAGUUGCUGAGCCUGGAUUUCCACGAAAAGUGCAACGACUUAUACAAAUUCAAGCAGUCAGAUGACCUCCAGAAGAGAGAAGAACCCCACGUUGCAGCUUUAAGGAAGGUUCUCUUUGACGAGUUCCGGGUGUGGCUUUCAGAUGUGGCCCAAGUGAAACUGGAGCCAACCAUCGAUUUGUCCUGUGCCAAAUAUGAAUAUACAGAUGUCCUGCUCUGUCACGAUGAUGAACUGGAGGGGCGGCGAAUUGCCUUCAUCCUCUACCUCGUGCCACCGUGGGACAGGAGCGAUGGGGGCACUCUCGACCUUUUCAGUACAGAUGAUCACUUCCAGCCUCAGCAGAUCAUCAAGUCACUGGUCCCUUCGUGGAACUCCCUGGUUUUCUUUGAAGUGUCGCCUGUCUCUUUUCACCAGGUGGCUGAAGUCCUUUCCAAAGACAAGUGUCGGUUGUCCGUGAGCGGCUGGUUUCACGGCCCCUCAAUUGCCAGGCCUCCAUGCUACAUUGAGUCGCCCCUUCCACGGACUUCCCACAUUCCUUUUGAUCACGAAAUCUUGUAUCGCUGGAUCAAUCCAACAUAUCUGGAGAUCGAUUCCCAGAGCCGGAUCCAAGAGGAGUUUGAGGACCGGUCUGAGAUCCUGCUGAAGGAUUUUCUCAAGGCAGACAAAUUCCAGCUGGUCUGUGAGGCUCUGAAGAAGGGAGGACCCAAAUGGAACAGCAGGGGGCCCCCUAACAAAAGGUUUUAUGAGCAAGCAGAAGAGGAGAGCCUGCCAGCCAUUUUGAAGGACUGCAUGGAGCUGUUCCGUUCAGAGGCCUUCUUCCUGCUUCUUUCCAACUUCACAGGCUUGAAGCUGCAUUUCUUAGCACCUGAGGAGGAGGAGGAAGAGGAAGAAGAAAUGGCGGCAGGAGGAGAUCCUUCUAGCUGCACAGAAGGGGAAAGCAGUCGAGAGGAAAGCAACGGGCACAAUAGUGCAGGGGAGCUAAAGGGAAACUCUGAAAACGAUGGAUGCAAAAGUGGCUCAAGAAUCCCUCAGUGUGCUGGAGAGCUGAGACACUGGACCAAAGGCUGCUACACCCUUGUCCACGAUGCCCAGACAACGGAGUUCGCCUUGGAUCUACUGCUCUUCUGCGGCUGUGAAAGUUGGAAUGUGGACUGGGGAGGCUUCACUUCAUACAUUGCAAAGGAUGAAGAUGAAGAGCUGCUGACUGUCAACCCAGAGGACAACUGUUUGGCUUUGGUUUACCGAGACCGGGAUACACUGAAAUUUGUAAAAUACAUCAACCACCCUAGCUUGAAGCGGACAGCAGCACAAGCCGAGACAACUGGAUUUUGGGAUUUCUGUUUUGUUUACUAUGAAUAACUGAUAACAAAGUCAUCCUCUAGAAGCAAACCCCCCCCCUUUUUUUUUGCACUGGACCUUUAGAUAAAAAGAACACUGAUAGCAAUUUUUGAAACACCUUCUAGGGCCUAGGCUCUUACACAGUCUCCCCCCUUUCUUCUGUCCUCCUGUCAAUUCAGUGGCCUUCAGCAAAUGAACCACAGUGUCUUGGGCAUCUCUUAAACUGUAGGUACUGUCAACAUUUGCCUUGGCCUUGUGCUUCUGGGUUUCUGCUCAGCUUCAGUCUGAACAUCCUAGGGGAAGCCAUGAAAGGCUGCUCGCAGAAGCAGACUGUGGACACAAAUGGUUUCUAUCCUGGAGCUAUGUCUUACAAGCAUGUUCUGUGAACCGAGAAGUAGAUUCUCUGGUUAAAAAUACUCCCAAAAUGUUUUUUUCCUAAUGUUUUUCUAAACCAGAUCUUUGAUAUCCUCACGAAGGAAGAUGAGUUCAGCUGAUAUGCAAUAGUGACAUACCCUUGGGAAUUUUGCUUGUAAAAUAAGCAGCCAGUGGCUAAAAAAGUGAGAGGCUCAGGGCUUUAGCACAAUAUUACAAGAGUUUUAUAGUACAAGCAUUGCGGAGGGGGAUGCGUUAAACAGCCGCCACUGAAAGGUGGCCUAACUAUACAUCCUUUCUCUGUCUAAUGUACAGUGUUUCACAAUAAAAGGAGUGAAUGUGUAA